AUGGCGGAAGAAGUGUCAAUCGACAAGGCGGCGUUCCACAAUCGCCUGUCUGGCCUGAUCACACAAUGGAAGGCCGACAAGCGCAGUGGCAACAGUGUCUUUGGGGAUGUCGGCAGCAUCGCUGUCUGCAUGGGAAAGAGCGAUGAAUCCCAAGGCUUCCACAAGGCAAAUGGCCUGCAGUUCUGGCUGCUGGGCUACGAGUUUCCAGCGACGCUUUUCGUCAUCACCAUGGAGGCCAUGUAUAUUGUGACCACCAAGAAGAAGGCGACAUAUCUCGAGGCGCUCAAAGACGGCAAGACACCCGUCGAGAUCAUUGUACGAGGAAAGGACGCCGAGGAGAACGCGAAACAGUUCGAGAAGAUCAACGAGACGAUCAAGAACGCUGGCAAGAAGGUCGGCACCAUCACCAAGGAGUCAUCGACUGGUCCUUUCAUGGCAGAGUGGAAGACAGCGUUCGCCGAGAUCAGCAAGGACGUCGAGGAGUUCGAUGUCAGUGUGGCUCUUUCUACCGUCAUGGCUGUCAAGGACGAGAACGAACUCAAGGCGAUCAGAAACGCCGCGAGUGCUUCUGCCUACGUCAUGAAGGACUACUUUGUCGAGACCAUGUCAGACAUUCUGGACAAGGAGAAGAAGAUCACACACAAGGCAUUCUCGGACAAGGUUGCGAACAAGCUGGAUGACGAGAAGUUCUUCAGGGCUCUCAAGGGCGUGGGCAAGUUUGAUGCCAUGCAACUCGACUGGUCCGUUAGUCCCACAGUGCAGAGUGGCGGCAACUUCGACUUGAAACUGGCCACUGAGCCAGAUGACAACAACCUCCACCAACCGGGUGUCAUUAUCUCCGCUCUUGGUCUGCGAUAUCAGACGUACGCAUCGAUGAUUGCCAGAACAUACCUUGUGGAGCCCAACAAGACGCAGGAGAGCAUGUACAAGCUGCUCUUGACUGUGCACGAUACUGUGAUCAAGGAGUUGCGAGAAGGCGUACAGGCGAAGGACGUCUACAACAAGGCGGUUGCAGUCGUCAAGGCGAAGAAGCCAGAGCUGGUUGACAACUUUUUCAAAUCAGUGGGCGCUGGUAUCGGAAUUGAGGCCAAGGACAACACUCUCAACUUGAACGCGAAGAACACCCGCCAGCUCAAGGACGGCAUGACGUUCUCGAUCACAACCGGCUUCUCAAACCUCGAGAACCCUACCGCGAAAGACAAGAAGCGCGACGGCACAUACUCACUCUUGCUGAGCGACACCGUCCGCGUUACCAGCAGUUCCGAGGCCUACUGCUUCACCAAAGAUGCGCCUCGCGAUAUGGAGAGCGCUUCUUUCUUCUUCAAUGAUGACGAGGAGGAGGAGAAGAAGCCGAAGCCAAAGAAGGAUGCACGAGUUGGAGCUGUGGCACAAUCGAACAUCACCAAGCACCGUCUCCGAGGCCAGGGCGGGGUGACACAGAACGAGGAGAAAGAGGCUGCACGAAGAGAACAUCAGAAAGAGCUGCACGCGAAGAAGCAGAGCGAUGGUCUCGAGAAGUACACCGAAGGUCACGGCAACUUGAAUGGCACCGAGGAAAAGAAGUUCAAGCGCUUCGAGUCGUACAAGCGCGACAAUCAGCUCCCAUCCAAGGUGAAAGAUCUCACGGUGAUGGUUGACCAGAAAGCGUCCACGGUUAUCCUUCCCAUCAUGGGUCGUCCUGUGCCCUUCCACAUCAACACCAUCAAGAACGCGACAACGAGCACAGAAGGCGGGUUCUGCUACCUGCGAAUAAACUUCUUGUCGCCAGGUCAGGGUGUUGGCAGAAAGGAUGACCAGCCUUUCGAGGAUCCAAGUGCACAGUUCAUCCGAUCGCUCACAUUCCGAAGCCAGUCGAACCAGCGCAUGGAGGACAUUCAGAACCAGAUCACCGACAUGAAGAAGGCGGCAAACCGCAAGGAGCAAGAGAAGAAGGAUAUGGAGGAUGUUGUCGAGCAAGACAAACUCGUGGAGAUUCGCAACCGCCGACCAUACAGACUGGAUAACAUCUACAUGCGGCCGGCUGUUGAGAGCAAGCGCGUUGGUGGUUCUGUCGAGAUCCACCAGAACGGUCUCCGCUACAACCACAUGGGCAGCCAGAGGAUCGACGUUCUCUUCAGCAACAUCAAGCACUUGUUCUUCCAGCCUUGCGUUGGUGAGCUGAUCGUUAUCAUCCACAUUCACUUGAUCAAUCCGAUCAUCAUUGGCAAGAGGAAGACAAAGGAUGUGCAGUUCUACCGCGAGGCGACGGAGAUGCAGUUCGACGAGACGGGCAACCGUAAGCGCAAGCACAGAUACGGUGACGAAGAAGAGUUCGAAGCAGAACAAGAAGAGAAGCGUAGACGUGCGCAACUCGACAAGGAGUUCAAGAACUUUGCAGAGAAGAUCUCGGACGCUGGCAAGAAUGAGGGUCUGCAGGUCGACAUUCCCUUCCGCGACCUGGGCUUCAAUGGUGUGCCCAGUAGAAGUUCCGUCACCAUCCAACCUACCACGGACUGCUUGAUUCAGGUCACAGAACCACCAUUCAUGGUCAUCACACUUAACGACAUUGAGAUUGUGCAUCUCGAACGAGUGCAGUUCGGUCUGAAGCAGUUCGACAUGGUCAUUGUCUACAAAGACUUUACCAAGCCACCAACACACAUCAAUACCAUUCCCGUCGAGUCUCUGGACAGUGUACGCGACUGGCUGGACAGUGUCGAUAUCCCCUUCACCGAAGGUCCGCUGAACCUGAACUGGGCUACCAUCAUGAAGACCGUCAUUCAGGACCCUCAUACAUUUUUCGCAGAUGGUGGCUGGUCAUUCCUCGGUGAUGAGUCUGACAACGAGGGGAGUGAGGAAGAGAGUGAAGAGUCUGCCUUCGAGGUGUCGGAAGAGGAGCUUGCCUCUGCCUCAGAGAGCGAGGACGAGUCUGACUUCGAUGAUGAUGCCUCCGCGGACGCCUCAGAUGAGGAGGUCAGCGAAGAGGAUGAGGGCGAGGACUGGGACGAGCUUGAGAAGAAGGCUGCCAGGAAGGAUCGAGAUGGAGGUCUCGAGGAUGAGGACAGUAGGAAGAAGAAGGCUCCUGCUAAGGCCAAGGGCAAGAAGUAG
Molecule: messenger RNA, 3084 nt
Organism: Fulvia fulva
Lineage: Eukaryota; Fungi; Ascomycota; Dothideomycetes; Mycosphaerellales; Mycosphaerellaceae
Product: FACT complex subunit spt16
Exons: 1
Coding region: 1-3084 (1027 amino acids)
Biological process (GO): positive regulation of transcription elongation by RNA polymerase II; transcription elongation by RNA polymerase II
Cellular component (GO): FACT complex
Molecular function (GO): nucleosome binding
Source: RefSeq, a predicted model, not a curated record